CUACUCCACUACCACUACCACUACCACUACCACUAAUCCUAAGAAAACACACUCAAACAACACAGAUCACUCAAACAACACAGAUCAUUCUUCAAGAUUUCUAACCCAUAAAAAAUGGAGUCAAUUGGUGUGCUAUUAGCGUGCCCAAUGAACUCCUACCUUGAAGAGGAGCUCAACAAACGCUACAACCUCUUCCGCUUCUGGAACUUUCCAGACCGCGCUCAAUUCCUCUCUCAGCACGCCAACUCCAUCCGCGCCGUCGUCGGGAACGCCUUUGCUGGCGCCGACGCCGCCCUUAUUGAUUCACUUCCGAAGCUCGAGAUCGUCUCGAGUUUCAGCGUUGGGCUUGAUAAAAUUGAUUUGGGGAAAUGCAAGGAGAGAGAAAUUAAGGUCACCAAUACCCCUGAUGUGUUGACUGAUGAUGUUGCAGAUUUGGCAAUUGGGCUUAUGCUUGCUGUUUUAAGGAGGAUUCCUCAGUGUGAUCUUUAUGUCAGAAAUGGGUUGUGGAAGAAAGGGGAUUUCCGAUUGACUACUAGGUUUAGUGGCAAAAAGGUUGGAAUUAUCGGUUUGGGCAGGAUUGGUGCUGCAAUUGCCAAGAGAGCUGAAGCAUUUGAAUGUCCAAUUUCUUACUUCUCUAGAACUAAAAAAGCAGAUUCAAAUUACACUUACUACCCUAAUGUAAUCGAACUCGCCUCUAAUAGCGACAUAUUAGUAGUUGCUUGUGCCCUAACAGAAGAAACACGGCAUAUCGUCAACCGUGAAGUCUUAGACGCUUUGGGUCCUAAAGGUGUCCUGAUAAACAUCGGAAGGGGCCCGCAUGUAGAUGAACCGGAGCUCGUAAAAGCACUUGUUGAAGGCCGAGUAGGUGGGGCCGGGCUUGAUGUGUUUGAAAAUGAACCUCAUGUUCCUGAAGAGAUGUUCAAGCUUGAUAAUGUAGUGCUCUUGCCUCAUGUUGCAAGUGGAACUGUCGAGACUCGUACCGACAUGGCUAAUGUCGUUCUUCGGAACUUGGAGGCUCAUUUCAAUGGCAAACCGCUGUUGACGCAAUUAUGGCUUUUCCAAUUCUGCAAAAAGAAAUUAAUUUCUGCAUUGAGGAACUAUGUAAGCAACCUGAGCAUAAUCCAACCAAAAAUGGAGUCCAUAGGAGUGCUAAUGACUUCUCCAAUGAACACUUACUUAGAACAACAACUCGAUAAACGCUUCAACCUCUUCCGCUUCUGGAAAUCUCCUGACCGCACCCAAUUUCUCUCUCAAAACGCCGAUUCAAUCCGCGCAAUCGUCGGAAGCUCCUCCGCCGGCGCCGAUGCUUCCCUCAUCAACGCUCUCCCGAAACUCGAAAUCGUCGCUAGUUUCAGCGUUGGACUUGAUAAAAUUGAUUUGGGGAAAUGCAAGGAGAAGGGUAUUAGGGUUACGUAUACCCCUGAUGUUUUGACUGAUGAAGUUGCUGAUUUAUCAAUUGGGCUUAUUCUUGCUGUUUUGAGGAAGAUUCCUCAGUGUGAUAGUUUUGUCAGAAGUGGGUUGUGGAAGAAAGGCAAAUUUCCCUUAACUAGUAAGUUUGGUGGGAAAAUAGUUGGAAUCAUUGGUCUAGGAAGGAUCGGCAUUGCGAUCGCUAAGCGAGCUGAAGCAUUCAACUGUCCGAUUUCUUAUCACUCCAGAACAAAAAAAGCAGAAUCUAAUUACACUUACUACCCCAGUGUUCUUGAACUUGCCUCAAAUUGUGACAUACUAGUAGUUGCAUGUGCCCUAACCGAAGCAACACGGCAUAUUGUCAACCGUGAAGUCAUGGACGCUUUGGGCCCUAAAGGUGUCCUAAUUAACAUCGGAAGAGGACCUCAUGUUGAUGAACUCGAGCUGGUAAAAGCACUUGCUGAAGGCCGACUAGGUGGGGCCGGGAUUGAUGUGUUUGAACACGAGCCUAAUGUUCCGGAAGAGUUGUUCAAACUUGAUAAUACAGUGCUCUUGCCUCAUGUUGGAAGUGCAACAAUGGAGACCCGUACUGAUAUGGCUAAUCUUGUUCUUGGUAACUUGGAAGCUCAUUUCAAUGGCAAACCAUUGUUAACCCCUGUUGUUUGAUUUUGUGAAGGUCUGUUUAUGUAACAUAGGUUAAGUAUUUAAUGUAUUAUCAGGAAAUAACUUCUGCCAUGAACAUGUUGUUGAUAGUUACUUGAACAUUACGUUGCAUGAAUCAUCUUGUAAUUCCUGGAUGUCUGGGUAAAUAAAAUGUAUCUUGUUCAGUUGUACCA
Spinacia oleracea (spinach) is the source of this 2243-nucleotide messenger RNA. RefSeq lists its product as uncharacterized. Gene Ontology annotation, cellular component: cytosol. The transcript has 4 exons. The record is from RefSeq and is a predicted model, not a curated record. NCBI's taxonomy places the organism in Eukaryota, Viridiplantae, Streptophyta, Magnoliopsida, Caryophyllales, Amaranthaceae. Bases 115 to 2073 code for a protein of 652 amino acids. Gene Ontology annotation, molecular function: glyoxylate reductase (NADPH) activity; NAD binding; hydroxypyruvate reductase [NAD(P)H] activity.